AUGGCACUGGACUCUUAUAUCGCGAAACUUCUCCGUCAGAAGCUAUGUGAGCUUCUCCCGUUGCAGCCAAUCCGUCCAGAUGCCGUCCGAGCGAGCAUCCUCAACGGUUCAGUGCACCUGUCCGAAGCCCUGGCCUGUCCAGAUUCAUUGAACCGGGAGUGGCUGGGGGAGGAUAGUUCCCUGCUCGUGUCCGCUGCACAUGUUGGGUCGGUGAGGCUGGAGAUUCGGCUGCUGGGCUUGGCGCACGUCAGACUGAUCGUCAGCGGCCUCCAUGUCUCCCUAGUGCCUAGGCCCGUUUGCAAGACACAGGUAGAUGGCAGGAAAGCACAUGAGCAACAGAAAGCGGCAGUGGCGGGUAUGGAGAAGGCAGAGAAUGUGGAAUCCAGUGGGGAUGCAUCAUUGGAUCAGCAGGUCGCUGUACUGGACCCUGAGCCCAGGCAACCAUGUUCUUCCCCUCUGGUCCUCUUACCACUCUGCCAUCCCUUACUCCAUACCUGCAUGCAUCCAUGUGUCCAUUUCAAAGGUCAUCCCUUCAUGCUUCUUCCGUCCUCCUUUCCUCUCUCACGCUUCUUCCUUCCUCCUUUCCUCUCUCACGCUUCUUCCGUCCUCCUUUCCUCUCUCACGCUUCUUCCGUCCUCCUUUCCUCUCUCACGCUUCUUCCGUCCUCCUUUCCUCUCUCACGCUUCUUCCGUCCUCCUUUCCUCUCUCACGCUUCUUCCGUCCUCCUUUCCUCUCUCACGCUUCUUUCUUCCUCUUCAGGGAGCAAGCCUGCACGAGGCCAUCAAGCGCCACGUGGCGCAGCGCCAUUCGCCCUUCUCGUUCUCCCAUUGGCUGGGCCAACAGCUGGCGUCGUGGGUGCGUGUGGAGCUCCACGACGUGUGCCUGCGCCUGCACCUGCACGCACAAAUGCCACCCACACCCUCAUACCACCAGUGCACGUGCCGUUCCUGCUGUAAGGGCAAGCGCGUUCAGCCAAUGGAGGAGGCGAGCGAUGACGAGAGCAGAAAGGAAGAGACGGAGCAGUGUGUGAAAAGGGAGGGAUAUGGAGGGGGUCACGGGCAGAGGAUACAGGGCAUGGGCCAGCAUGGAAUGAGAGGUGGCACUGGUGCUGCCGCUCCUUGUGUGACUGUGACUGGUGAGACUGCUGCUGCACCUGCUGCCUGCUGCCUUGGCCUUGAAAGGUUGGUGCUGUCGUGUCAACAGUCCUGCUCUGCAGGUGACAGGAGGCAUUCAGUAGAGGGUGAGGCAGUCCCAGGUGGUUGGGCAGGCGCAGGCACGGCAGUUGAUGCAGGGGUUGAGGUGGGCGCAGGGAGAGACGCUGGUGGAAGGGAGGCGGACGGGCACAGCACUUGGGGCGAUGGGGGUGCAAGUGGAAACAGUAGCAGCAGUGCCAGUGGGGUUACAGUUGGGAGAGGCAAGCGGGCGUGGGGCGGGAUGUGGGAAAAAGCACACUGGAGGUCUGUGCUUGUGUGGUUUUUGGUAGGGUUUUGUGUGCUUCUUGGGGUGUCUGGUUUCCUAUUUGGAAUUCAGCUACCAGAUGUGACUGGUAUGGGAAAUCUGCUGCAACCGCGGCUGUUGCCCUUGACACAGCAGAGGAGUUGCUCCUCUAAGGGCUACUUUUGGAAGCCAUUGGUGCAGACUCGGUGGGUGGAAGCAGCAGCAGAGACCGGGUCAAGAGGGAGCAAAGCAGAUGUUGCAGCAGCAGCAGCAGAAAGCGCAUUGCAGGGAAGUGCAGCAGAGGCAGCGUUUUUGGGGAGCACUGUGGGGACAGCAGAAGCAGCAGCAGCAGCAGAAGCAGCAGCAGCAGCAGAAGCAGCAGCAGCAGCAGAAGCAGCCGCAGCAGCAGAAGCAGCUGCAGCAGCAGAAGCAGCCGCAGCAGCAGACCUAUCAAACCAAUGGAAGGGCUCGGUCCAGCAGUCUGUGCUGCUGUGCUGGGCAUUGGGCUCUGCCACCCUCGUCUGCCUCCUGGCGUUUCACCUGAUGCGUGCCGCCAGAGCCACAGCUGCUCGCGCUGAAGCUGUAGGUAGGUGGUUGAAAGCAGGUGCAGAGCGGUUGAGAGCGGUGGCAGUGUGGGUGGUGGCAGCGGCUGUGUGGGUGUGGAAAACGGUGAGCUUGAUCGUGGGUGUGAGACUGGGGGCGGAGAGAGGAGGGGAGGUUUGGAGGGAGGGUGGGUUGGAGCAGCGGUGGGAGGUGGGUGGGCUGGCGUUGUGGCUGGAAAGGGGUGUGGGAGAGAAGGUGGGAGGUAAGCGUCAUGAGGUGGGAGGGAAGUGGGAGGUAGAGGGAGAGGAGAGGGAAGGUGUGGAAGAUGAGGGUUUGGCUUAUGGGGUUAUGAGGGGAAAGGGAAAUUUUGACGUGGAGAGUGGCGAAGGGACGGGUGGGAAGGGAGGGGAGGGUGAGGACGAGGAUGGGGAGGAUGAGGAGGAAGAGAAUGAGGAGGAAGAGGAUGAGGUGGAGGAGGUUGGGAAGGAGGAGGAGCAAGGGGGGGAUAAAGGGGGAGAAGUAGAGGACGUAGAGGAGGAAGGUGGUGAAGGGAGGGAGGAGACAGGGGAAGACAAGAAGCCAAAACGGCCCCUUUUAGAAGCAACCAGGCCGGCCAACAACUCGUUCCGGUCCACAUCAUCCCCGCUCCCUUCCUCCUCCAAUCACCCCCGUUCCUUCCGAACAACCACCAAGGUCUUCCCCGAUAAGCGCGCCUUGAUCGACCCAUUCAGAGGGUCCGUAGUGCUGCAGUAUUCCCAGGACUGGGCUGUGAAGCACACAGCAGUGUGCCUCCAUCAGUCAGUCAUGGUCCGUGCUCGGGUAAUGUUUGAGAAGCAGGGUUGGAAGCAGGCUCGGAAACAGGCCCACUGGAGUGAUUCCUGGGGCGAGCUGCAGGAGAUCAAGGGUGGAUGGGCGAGGGCAGAGCAGGGAGCGGGGAUGGGUUGGGAUGGGUUCGAGGGAAGCAGAAGUGGUGGGUGGGAGGUAAGAGCAGUAGGGUUAGACAUGGUGGUGGGACUGGUAGGAGCGAUGGGAGCAGUGGGAGCAGUGGGAGUGGGGAUGCCUUCUGUGGUUCUUGACUCCUGUGGCAAAGGAGACUGUGAUGCUGCUGGUAGGGCCCCUGCUGGUGGUGAUGAUGAGGCGGGAUGGGGUGAUGCAGAUGCAGAUGCAGACGCACUGCAUGUGUCGGUGUCAGGAGUGCGAGCAGCCAUGUUGUCGCUGCCAUCAGGUGGUUUCCAGUGCAACGCUGAGGUGCAUACAGUGCAUGGCUGCAUGUGCUCUUCCUCACACACGCGCUCUGCCCCACAUGCAUCCUCCAACUCACACAAGAGCAUGGUGCCUUUCUUGAGCCUGUCUGCCCGGGAAGGACUGAGAGCGAUGGGUGCUGAGAUGAAGGGCAAUGAUGGUAACGAGGAGGGUGGAGGAGGAGGGGCAGACACAGGGGCUGAUUCAGCUACGGAGGAGAAACCAAGAAGCCUCCGUAGCUUGGUCUUCUAUCUUAUUCGCUGCCUCCUGCUCACUCCACUGCCUCGCUUUUUGCACCUGCGCCAGUCAAAUGAAGACGAAGCUUCCAGAGGUGGGAUUGAGGCAGAGGCAAAACCACUGGAAGCAGCAACUGGUACACAUGUUGGUGCCAGCAACUCUGCUGUUCUCGAAAACACCGGGAUCGGAAGUGCAGCCAAUCAGGAGCCGUUUCUGUCGUUUCAGAUGGCCGCCCCUGCUCCUGCCUCCACGAGACCGGACAGGCCAGUGCAGGUCCACGUGGCAGCUGGUGAUUCACUCCUGGCUUUGAGUCCCGAUCUGAUUGGCGCAUUCGCGGCGUUGGGAAAGCUACUCGAGCAGGUGUUCGAGAUGAGUAGAGGCAAAGGGAGUGGUUGCGAGGGAAGUUGCAGUGGGGGGAGCAGCAGCGAGGGGAGCAGCAGUGGGGGAAGUGCGGGAAAGGAUGCAAGCAAGGGUAGCGACAGGAGCAGCAGAGAUAGCAGUAUAGGCCCAGUGGAAGGCAAAGAUGCAGUUAGUGUGAAGCACCUGACUACUGAUGAUUUUCCCACGGGUGUUGCACAUACCAGUAAUGACAGACACAUCAGGCUCCCUGCUUGCUGUAACCAUCCUAGUAGCUUGGACAGCUUGUUUGCAGCUCUGCGGUUGGCUCUAGACGGACUCAUCCCGAGUGCAUCGUGGCAUGUGGACGCGACAAGUGGCAGGCUGUGGUUGGCGGUUGGGGCUCAGGCUGACGUGGCAGCGGUGGCAGCAGCUGCAGCUGUUUCUGGGUUGACCUGUAGCAGCAGCAAGGAGGAAAGCACUGGUGGCCGGGAAGAAAUGUCUGGUGGCUUACCCCUAAGGGGGGAUGGCGUGUCAGGUGUGAGAGGGGGUAUGGAUGCAGAGGUCUCCACAGAGGGGGUGUUUCUGACCAGAGCUGUAGUGGGAAGAGAAGUGCUAGAGGCAGCAGUGGGUGUGGGUGCAGAAAGGGAUGAGGUAGCAGUUGAUGAGAUUAAUGGGUUGCAAUCACAUGGGAGUAGACAGAGGCAGAGGGGACCGUGGAAGAGGAAGAGUGGGGAGUGUGAUGCGGUGACGAGGAGUGUCUCUGUGUGGACAGUGGUGCUAGCUCCAACUCAACUCAGCGUGCUUGCCUCCUUGUACCGAUGCCAGACCACCACUUUAAUCACGUCAAAUACAAUCACAUCUGCAGCUGCUCUGAUCCGAGUCCCUGUGGUAGCAGCUUCGGUGCCAGCCACCAUCAUUCACGCACUUCCACAGAUCGCCUCUCUUUCUGCUGCUCUCUGCGCCACAGUACCCUUCACUGUCGUGUCUGUGCCAGCUAGGAUGCUUCCUGACGUGCUGAGCUGUCCAAUGACACGUGGCACAGGGGAGGAGGAAGGGGGAGCAGCAGAGAAGCAUGAGGGGGAGGUGCAGUCCGGGCAGGAGGACAAUGAAAAGGAACAGGAGAAAGAGGAAAAGAAUAGUUGGUGGGGUGUGGGACGGGAGAGAGCAGAGGGAUGGCGUGUGGGUGAUGAAGUGCCGUUCAGCAGGAGCAGUAGAGUGCAGAUGAGAGGUAAAUGGGGAGCUAUGGAGGGUGGUAGGGAGUCUAGAAAGAGGUGUGGUGAGGGGGAUAGGCUCCCUGCGGAAGAAACGCGCUUGGAGUGGGGGAAGAAGCGGUCGGGGAAAGCUUUUGAGGCGCCUCAAAAGGAGUGGGGGAAAGCUGAUGGGUUAGGAGGAGGUGUGCUUGUGAGGCAGCUUACACGAGACAGUGGCAGCAUGCGGGGAGUGGGACCUGGGGAGGCAAGGGGAGAAGGGGGGGGCGGGGCAAGUGAGCUUGGGGUGAGGCAAGGGCGACUGCGUCGAACGACAUCUGAACAGCCGUGGAUGGUGCGAGGGAGAGGGCUUGCGGGUAAGGUGGUGCAGGUGGAUGCUGGAGUGCAGAACGGUGUCGAGGAGUGGAGAGGUGAGGAGGAGGAUGGCCGAGGAGAAGGGGAUGAUGGCGAUGGUGGGUAUGGGAGCUCCUCCGGGCAUGGGGAUGAUGGGAGGCAUGGGGAGGAUGGGAGGGAUGGGGAGGAUGGGAGGCAUGGGGAGGAUGGGAGGCAUGGGGAGGAUGGGAGGGAUGGGGAGGAUGGGAGGCAUGGGGAGGAUGGGAGGCAUGGGGAGGAGGAUGGGAGGGAUGGGGAGGAGGAUGGGAGGGAUGGGGAGGAGGAUGGGAGGGAUGGGGAGGAGGAUGGGAGGGAUGGGAAGGAGGAUGGGAGGGAUGGGAAGGAGGAUGGGAGGGAUGGGAAGGAGGAUGGGAGGGAUGGGAAGGAGGAUGGGAGGGAUGGGAAGGAGGAUGGGAGGGAUGGGAAGGAGGAUGGGAGGGAUGGGAAGGAGGAUGGGAGGGAUGGGAAGGAUAGGAGGGCUGAGACACGCAGUGUGGGAGACAUGUCAGAGCAGGGGAAUCACAUAAGGUGGAAGGGUUGGUGGAAAGCCCUGGGACUGAUUCGAGGAGGGAAGAAAGAUGGGGUGGAAAGAGGAAGGGUAGAGCAAGAGAAGGCGAGGCGAAGAAGGGCGAGGGAUGGGAACACAGGCGAUAAAGGUGAGGGGCGCAGGGGAGCAGUAUGGGGUGGGGGUGAGCAACAGAGUGCAGCUGGAAAGAGUGCAGCGGACAGGCUGGGGCCAGCGGAGUCAGCUCCUCCAGCAUGCGGUACGAGCACUGUCAUGUGUGGAGGAAGGGGGCAGCAGGUGAGUUUUGAGUCGACUCAAGCAAGGGCCAGUACUCGAAAUUCACCUGCGGAGUCAGCUCUUCCAACACGCGGUACGAGCACUGUCACGUGUGGAGGAAGGGAGCAGCAGGUGGCAGCAGCAGAGGCACGGAGCCUCUCUCUAGACAUGCUUGUGAGUGAUGACAGCGCAGAGCAGCAGGUGCUGCUGGGGUUCGAGCCUCUGCUGCUUUCCUGCCAUUCCGAUGCACCUGGUGUGGUCCGGCAGGUGGUCCGGCUGGUGAAGCAGCAGGAGAGGCAGCAGCGGAAGCAGAAGGAGAGGAGUUGUGGCAGGGAGAGAAGGAGUAGUGGUGGCAGGGAUUGGAUUAGCAGUGGUGGAAGAAAGGGGAGCAGCGGAGGUGGACUGUUGUUUGCUGCACUGCCUGUGCUGCAUGCGUCAGUGGACGCAGUUCGAAUGGACCAUUUCUCUGCUCGGGUGGUGCAAUCGAAUGAACAAGGGGGUGGAGGGAGUAAAGCGGGUGAGUCAGCAGAAGAAGCAGCAGCAGCAGAGUGUUUGUGGUCUGUCCCUGCGUUGUCUAGUCGUGGUGGUGCAAUGGAAAAGGGGCUGGAGGAGGAAAAGAGUCGGCAGACAAUGCAGAAGCGCUUUCAUACACUGGGGCAGGUGGCCUUAUCGUCUGCAAGCGCUGCACAUGGAGCAUCAGCAGAAGCAGCAGAGUCUGGGAGUCCAGAGUCGGGGGCUCCUUCUUACAUGGAGAAUCUCAGGCAGCUGUGUGCACAUGCUCGGGUGGACGUAGAUGGGUUUCGGUUGCUUCUGCUCCACCCGGACGCCAGGAAAGGUGGAUUUCUCACGCUCCUGAGCGCGCUCUGUUCUUCUGAGAUUGCCCCGUGUGGAGUAGACGAAGCGAAUGCGGUAGGAGUGGAUGCCGCUGUGGGUUCCGGCAGUGACUCUGCCACCAGUGCUGCCACCACUGCUUCUUCUGCUGCUUCUUCUGCUUCUGCUGCUGCUGCUGCUUCUGCUGCUGCUGCUGCUGCUGCUGCUGCUGCUGCUGCUGCUGCUGCUGCUGCGGAUGGCGCUCGUGCUGCUCCGGCUGCCACUGUUGAGGAGUGGGAGGAGGGCGAAGAUGGGUGUGAGAACUUGGAGGAUGAGCCUGGGGAUAGCGAUAGGAACAGUGGCAGAGGCAGAGGCAGUGAUAGUGACGAUGGUGGCUGUGACAACGAGAACUGUGAGGACAGGGAGUGUGAAGCUGAUAUGGAUGCAGAUAGCAGCAUUCUCCCAGGACUUUCCGCUUGCCUGAGGCUGCAGCAGAGAUUCAUUCUUGGCCCCGACGGUGGUGUGCGUAGUAGUAGUAGUAGUAGUAGUGGUGGUGGUGGUGGUUCGACGUACAUUGGUCCAGCUAGAAAGUGGUGGGAUGCGGUGGAGGGGGGUGUGGAUGUGCAGGGAGCUGAUGUGGCGGUUACAGUGGCGGAGAUACAGGUGAGAGGAACUGGCAGCGCAGCUGGUGGUGAUGGUGAGAUGUACUUUUGGCAUAGAAACAUAAAGCUAGAGGGGAAGAAGAAGAAGUUGCAACAUGUAUACAGACUGAAGAUGUUACUGUCGCUCCUCUCCUCCAUCUCGCCAUCACCAGCAGCAGCAGCAGCAGCAGCGGCCGAAGCACAAUCUGCUGAGUCGUUACCCACCUUCCAGCCAACCCACCGUGGUGCGCCUGCCAGUAUCGCCACUGGGAGCGCAGGUGGGUCUUUGGUGGCCAUCCGGAAUCUCGACACACGCCAGUACCUCACAGUCGAAGACUCACCCAGCCUUCCAGGAAGCUUCCGCCUGACGUCCGUGGCGCACUACAGUCUCGCAACGAGCGACCGGGCGGUGUUUCUUGUCCAUUUCCCGGAGAGCCGCGGGUGGCGGGAAAAGCUCAAGCUGCCUCCCUUACCGUUCCUGCCGCACAAUUGGGAUUGGGGGGAGCGGUCAAGGGAAAUGCGCAACGGGCAGGAGCAAGAGAGACAGCAAGGGAGGCAGCAGCAGCAGCAUGAAGGGUUGUGUUGGGAUGACACCCCCUUCUGGAGCAUUGCUCGAGAUGAGCACAAGGGAUUCAGCAGCAUCAGCAGCAGCGGCAGCAUCAACAGCAGCAGCAGCAGCAGUGCAAGGGGGAUUUCUAGACGUGGAAGAGAAGCGAAAGGCUUUAUCUGGGAUGGUGUGCAGCACAGCCUGCCUGUGCUGCCGCUGGUUCGGGUGCAUGUGGGGGAGGUGGCAUCUGUGGUUCAGCUGGGCUCGCACAAGACUCGCCUGUUUGGUUCCUGUCGCAUUCAAGUGACCACCUACGAUGGCCAGAGGAGCCGAUGGACCAGCCUCCUGACGUCAAGUCCAACGGACCUCUUCUGGCGCUCCCGUACACUCUGUACCCCUUAUAAGCCUGGAACGUUGGCGCUGGUGAGGGUGCAGCAGGUGCGGGUGGUGGUGGAGGAGGAGUCUUUGGACGCGCUGCUGCUGCUGGUGGGACUGCUGGGACUGGCUGGGCCGUAUACAGUGCGCCACUCUCCCAUCCUCGCCAACCGAUGCAUGGUGACCAACAACACGACUCUCCGCCUCGCCUGUUCCUUCUUCAACCACGCCUCUGAUAGUUCCCCUGCUGCUAGUGGGAGUUCGCUUGCUGAUAUAGGCCACUCGGUGGUGAUGCCGAAGCAGGGAGUGAAAGAACCAGCGGCAGCAGCAGCAUGGGGAAGCGGAGGAGGAAGGGGCGUAUCUGAGGCAGUGAUUGGGUGCAGAGGCACAGGGACGUUUCUUGUGCGACACUUCCUGUCCCGCAGGAACCUCUCCAACGCACGCGAGUCAUCUCUCGCUUUCCUGCGUCUCUUGCCACCACCGCUGCCCAAGACGCAGCACCGCACGGAACAGCACCGAACAGAGCGGCAGCAAGCAGAGCAGCAGUGGAAGCAGCAGGAGGGGCAGUGGCAGAAGGGGAAGCAGCACGUACAGGAGCAGGAGCCAGCAGCAGCAGCAGCAGCAGCAGAGCAGGGGUGGGUGCUGCCUCUCUCCAUGUCCAUCGCCAGAGAGGGCUCUCUGGCUGUCCGCACACGCAUACUCCAACUCCAAGGUGAGACCCUCUCUCUAAAGCGCCAGAGCGUGCAAGGUUCCCAGCAGGCCGGUGCCUCACUGCCAGGCCCAAUGGUGGUGCUGCACGUGUCCAAGCGCACACCAGAAGGCGUGCGUCUCUCCAUCUCCCCGUUUCUCUCUGUCCGCAACAACACCGGCUGCCCUUUGCAAAUCUGCCUGCGCCGUCGCCCUGCUCCCUCCGGACAAGCAGCAACAGCAGCAGCAGCUGGUGGUGGCGCUGCUGCUGCUGCUGCUGGAGAAGCAACAGGAGAGGAAGCAGUGGUGGGAGGGGUGGGGCAAGCAGGAGUGGCAGUGGCUGAGCAGCAGGAUGAAGUGGGGGUGGUGCAGCAAGCAAGCCCAGGAGUCGAUUACCAGGGGGGGAUUGAGGUGGUGGAGGAACUGCAGCAGGGGCAAGCUUUGGAUGAUGCUGCUCUCUGUUUCCGCUUCGCUGCUUCUGCAGGCGAACAGCGCCGCCUGGUCAACGACCUUGCAGCAGGCAAUUACCUGCUGUCGUUCCGGCCACUUGCUGCCACAAGCAUGUUGCCUGGCCAGGGAUCUCCUGCCAGAGGCACUGCCACCACGGCUUGGAAUCUCUCCCAGCAGCAGCAGGAGACUCGGCAGGAGCAACAGCAGCAACAGCGUGGACAGGAGCAGCAGGAGAAGGAGUGGGAGCAGGAGCAGCUGUGCUUUGAUUGGUCGGAGGAGAUCUCGGGAUCUCAGGCAGUAAGAGACAAGAGCUGGCUGGACGGCAUACAGCGGCAGAUGAAGACAAAAAUGGGCCGCAUGCUACAGAUCAGCCAAAUGUUGCAUCUGAGCGGUGCCCUCAAUUCGUCCUUUUCCACCCUCACUUGCCGGCUAAAAGGCUGCUCUGGAGGGUCUAGAAAUCCUGAACCUGAACAGCAGGCUUGGGAGAGUGCUGGACUAGCUGGGCCAGGAGAUGGCGCAGGUUCUGCUGUCAGGGCCGAGAUUCGGCAUUUUCUGGUGAAGGUGGGAACUGAGGAGGUUCAUCUGGGGGCAUUGAAAGACGGUCAAGUGGUGAGUGACUUGCGAGGGGGAGGGAGGAGAGGGGAGGUGGGCGGGAGUGAGAGGGAGGGGGGAGAGGGGAGAGGGGUGGCAUGGGUGCGGCCAAUGCAGGUAGAGGUGCUGCCCACUGCACGAGUGCGCUGCUGGCUUCCCUUUGAUAUAGUGGUGGGUAUCUCACCAACAAAGAGGGAAGCCGGUGCUGCUUCAGCGGUUAUUGUUGCUGCUACUGCUGCUACUGAUGGUGGUGGUGCUGUGGCUGCUGCCACUGCCAGUGCUGCUGUGCCUGCAGGUCAUGUCUCCGUUCUUCACAUCCCUGCCGCCUCUUCGGCCUGGCUCUCUCUCUUUGCCGACCCCUCCUGGUGCUACCUCACUCUCCUCCACACCCCCCCUGCAUCACCUGAGAAAACACCUGAACGAAGACGUCAGGAAGCGCCUGCAGCGGCACCUGAAGCAGCACCUGAAGAGUCGCACAGCGCAAACCUUUACAGCACAGGGACUAGGGAAGGCAUUCAAAUGGGUGUGACUGCAACGAGUAGCAGUGUGACUGUAGCGAGCAGCAUGUGGAGCAGCGCCCCUGUCCAUGUGCCCUGUGCUGGUAACAUGCUGGCACUGCUGACCCGUGAUGUGCUGCCACCUGUCAAGGGCGCAGUGGCUCUUGCCCACCUGGGAGGGUUGCCGUCUUCUGGUGGGAACGAGGUCCAGGUGAAACUGAAUCAGGUGAAUUUCCAGGAGGGGCAGCAGCAGCAGCAGUUGGUGGGCCCGCCUCAGGUGAAUCCUCAGGAGCAGCAGCGGCAGCAGCAGCGGCAGCAGCAGCAGCAGCAGCAGCAGCAGCAGCAGCAGCAGCAGCAGCAGCAGCAGCAGCAGCAGCAGCAGCAGCAGCAGCAGCAGCAGCAGCAGCAGCAGCAGCAGCAGCAGCAGCAGCAGCAGCAGCAGCAGCAGCAGCAGCAGCAGCAGCAGCAGCAGCAGCAGCAGCAGCAGCAGCAGCAGCAGCAGCAGCAGCAGCAGGGUGGUGUCUCAAUGAGGAGGAGUGCGUGUGAGAUGGCAGUGCAGUUGCGGACCCGAUACAGCGACAAGGAUGCAGUGCCUGAGUUUGAGAUCUUUCCUGCAUGGACCAUCCACAAUGCCACUAACACGCCGCUGUUUUGCUCCGUGGCGGGAAACCCAGUGGAAUCAUCUUGGGCGCCAGAUGGCAGGGGGAGGAGAGGGAGCCGCGCACAGCAGCAAUCACAGACAUCUUCACCGCACUCCACCGCGUCUCUCCUUCUGAACCCCAGCGCCGCCAAGCCGUGGCUUGCUGCACAGGAGGGCACAAGUCGACUGGGAGUGGGGAGAGGUAACAACCGCGAGAGAGGCAACAAGGGAAGCAGCAGUGUUGCGGGAAGAGGGUCCAUCAUUGAUCUCUCUUCCAUCUGCCGCACCACAGAAAUCCAGCUUGUGCAGUAUGUACCCGUUAUAAGGGACAGGGAGGCCACUGUAAGAGAACGGGGGAUGUCUAUAAGGGGUACAGGAAGUAGAGUGCAGGAGCAGCAGAGGGGAAGGGAGAGGCGGCAGCUAGAGACGGUGAUGGAAGGUGGGGAGGAAGGAGAGGAAGGGGAGGAAAGGGAGGAAGGGGAGGAAGGGGAAGGAAGAGAAGAAGGGGAAGAAGGGGAUGUGGAGGGGGGUUUCCUUGCUGCUACUGCUGAGUCAGCGUGUGAUUGGUCGCUGCGAUGCUUCCAGUUUGCCGUCCGCCUGUGCCUGUCAGCGAGUGGCAGUCCCUCCCGUGUGGUUGAGAUUUGUCCGAGAUACGUCGUGCGCAACCGCUUCCCCGUGCCGCUUCUUGUGUGCCAGGAAGGACUAGAGUACUUCCCUGAGCUCUGGACCACCAUCCAACCAGGCGAGUAUGCACCCAUCCACGCCCAAUCACCCUCGCACAUCUGGUCUUCCCAUUCCUCCCUCGCCCUAUCCUCCUCCUCCUCCUCUCCCUACUCUCCUCCGGCUUCCUCCUCUCACGAUUCUGUGCUGGAAGAGGGCGGCAUCAUUCGUCCUUUCCUGCGUUUCCGCCCGCUGGAUUCGUCCGAUCCGUUCUCGCCUGCUCCAUCUCCUCGAGGCCAAUCACAGCCUGCCACAUGGCAUUGGUCCGGGCCGUUUGGGGCGGCAUCUCUCGGCUCGUUCUGCCUCAAGAUGCGCUCUCACAGCAACAGCAGCAACAAUGGGGGUGCUGGUUACCCACUAGGAGGAACCAUCCAGGAAACUCCCCCAUCCCCGUCCCCAUCAUCCCCAUCAUCAAAAUCACCAGCAGCAUCACCGUCAGCAGCAGCAGCAGCAGACCUCCAGCGCCAGCUGUCAAUGUCGGUUGUAGCGGCAGGUGGCGUGCGCGUGCUACAGCCGGUGCUCUUCGCCGUUGCUGACGUGGCAGAGGGAGGAGGAGGAGGCGGGGGAGGAACCACGGGAGGCUCAGCAGAAGGCGCACAUGAUUUGAGGUUGAACACAUCAGCAGGGAAAGCAGGGGGGCCGGAAGGAGUGGGAAUGGGGCCUGGCGAUGGAUCAUCAGGUGCUGAUGCAGCAGGGCAGAAUGAACCCUCGGGGAUAUCACAGUCAGCAGCACUGGGAGCAGUGUCCGCAGGGGCAGCAGUGGGCGGCACGUGGGUGGCGGAGAUUCGUCCAGUGGACGGCAUGAGGGAGGCGCCGUACCGCAUUGAAAACACUCUCUCUGGAUUGGCCGUCUCUGUCGCCCAGAAAGACCAACGAGUGGCUGUAGCACAGAAGGGUUCAGAGGGGUGGGAGGUGGUGGAAGCAGGCGAGUCUGUUCCUUUCACCUGGGAAGACUGGCGCUUACCUAAAAGACUGCUACUCACUGCUCCGGGCUGCUCGCCCCAGCAGGAGGUGAGUCCCGACAAGGUCAAGCCGUGGCGCCGCCUGCGCCUCUCCCACUCCGCCUUCCCCUCCCUGCUGCCCUUCCACCUGCCUUUCCACCUGCGCCAGUGGAAAGGGGGGGAGGAGGGGGUGGAGGAGGAGGAGGAAGAGGAUUUUGAUGAUGAUGCUUACAAGUAUGAGGAUGAGGAGGCGGGGCAAGAGGAGGGAGAAGGUGCUGGGGAGGGCGCUACUGAGGAAGGUAGAGCUGUCAGUGGAAGGGGCGGGGGUAGAGGCAGCAGGGGUGCAGCAGGUGCUUCAGCAAGGCAGCAAGCGGCGCGGGAGCAGGCAGCAAGGCAGCAGGUGGUGGGAGUGGAGGUGUAUGCGGAUGGGCCGAUACGGGUGGUGCGUGUGUGCACGAGGGAGGGUGCCAAGGACCGGGAGGGCUCUGGCAGAAAGGGUGCCGCAUGGGGGACUGGUGUGGGCGGUGGCGCUACGAGUGGUGGUGCAAGUGGUGCUAUCGCUGUGACCAGUGGUGGGAGUGCUGGGGUUUUGACUGGUGGUGGGACGGAAGGGGGUGGCAGGGAGGCAGGGGAUGUGAGGGAGAUGGAAGGGAUGGUGGAAGUGGAAGGGAUCGACAUCAAGCUGCUGCAGGUAAGGCGAUUGGUGAGGGAAUGGGGGGGCAUGGUAUUGGUGGAUGUGAGGGAAUGGAAGGGCAUGGGAUUGGUGGAUUCCGGUAGCUCCUCCGAGUUGAGUGCAAAGGAGGAGGCAGCAGCACCAACAGGGAAGGGUAGGGAGAGGAGAGAGGGGAAAGAGCCGGAGGGAGAGGAAGGGAGAGGGGAGGAGGAAGAGGAAGAGGAGAGGGAGGAGGAGAGAGAGGAGGAGAUGGAUCGCCGGGUGUUGCUGCACGGGCGGACGGACGGCCUGUGGGCGUCCUUGUCUCUUUCUCAAAGAGACCUGGCUCUUGAGGCUGUGCUGUGUAAUGCCGGUAUCGACUCUCGUUCCCCAUCCCUCAAGCCCCCACCGCUCCCCAUCUCUCUCAGCCACUCCACCUCCAGCACCACCGCACAGCACCCCAUCCUCUCCUCAGCCGUGGUUCUCCGCUCCCUCAACCCGUCUCCAGCCAUGGGUGCUGCGGCUACCAGUGGCACCAUGAUAGGACGCACCUUGAGGGAUUGGCGGGUGGGGAGGGAGGGCGUGGGAGGGGUGGGAGGAGGGAGAGGAGUAGGAGGAGGCGGAGGAGGAGGAGGAGGAGGAGGAGGAGGGGAGGGGGCACCGUUGUGUUCAAUGGCAGUGGUGGUGAAUCGGCUGGCUUCGCGGCCACAGCACAUUCCCUCCGCAUCCUUCCUGCUGCAGGUGAGCUUUCUUUUGAGGCGCCUCAAAAGCCUGCUGCAGGCAGUGGAGGUGAACAUAGAUGAGAGCACGUUGCUGCGCCUCGUGCCAUUCUACCGAAGCAAGGACCCCAGCGUGCCCGCAGUGGAGGUGAACAUAGAUGAGAGCACGUUGCUGCGCCUCGUGCCCUUCUAUCGCAGCAAGGAUCCCAGCGUGCCCGUGCGCGACUGGAGCACCACGCCCAUCUACAUCGAAUACCUCGAGAUUCAUCCCAUCAAGGUGGUGGCGAGUUUUCUCCCCAGUGCACCGGGUGCCAUUGACUACUCGUCAGCACAGGAGGCGCUGCGGGGGAUUCUGCACUCGGUGAUUCAAGUGCCGGCAGUGCAGCGCACACCCAUCCACCUGCACGGGCUGCUGCUGACGCAUGCCCUCACCUCCUCCAAGCAGAUGGUUGCUAAGCUUACAAGGCACUAUUCAUGGUACGUCCUAAGAGCAGUGUACAUAGCGCGGGGCCUGCCGCUGCUGCCACAGCCCUUCACGGCUCUCUUUGACGACUCCGCCUCAUCAGCUCUGGAUGCGUUCUUCGACCCCUCUCAGGGCCACAUCGCCCUCGCCACUGCCACCACCAGAGGAAUAUUUGAUAUUCUCCGCAAGGUGGUGAGGAGGCGAGAUGCUGGUGGCGGUGGCAGCGCGUUUGGCAUCUCACCCACUCUCUUCCUGGGGGACGUGGAGUCUACGGUGCGGGAGGCGGGCACAGGAGUGGUGCACGCAAUGGUAUCAGAGAUCUCUGAUUCCAUGAUGAAAGGGGUGGAGAGCGGUGGCCUGCCGGGCCUGGCCAAGGGCUUCCAUCGAGCCAUCCUCCGCAUUGCCAUGGAGCCGGACACCAUGCUCGCGCCUCUCCUGCAUCCCUUCGCACCCGGAUUCACUGCCGCCCUCUCUUCUUCCUCCUCCUCCUCCUCCACUCGCCGCCGCUUCCUCUCCACCACCCGUAUCCGCCUGCGCACCAGCCUGGGACUGCACGAGGCGUACGUGGAGGGAUACCUACAAGCCAUGCUUGACACGAUAUAUCGCCAGCCCUAUGUGACUGUCAAGAUCGCCAACGACACAGUCGUUCUGAAGAACCUACCCCCCAACACAUCUCUCACCAAUGAGAUGGUGACAUGCGUCACAGACUUCCUGGUCACAGAAGGGCUGUUGGAGCCUGAGAGGGGAGGCGGCAGGGAUGGAGGCAGGGGAGGAGGAAGGGGAAGGAUGGGGAUGCCGGUUGCUGGUGGUGCUGGUAUCGGUGGUGCUGCUGGUGGGGCCGGGGAGGUGUCUGCUUUCCGAUCACUGCGGCGCAUUCACGGGGAGCAGAUGGUGAGUUUUGUGGGGAAUGAGGUGGUGAGAGAGAGUCGUGUUUUGAGUCGACUCAAAACACGGCAGGGGAGGUGUCUGCUUUCCGAUCACUGCGGCGCAUUCAUGGGGAGCCGUGUGUGGGAUGAGGUGGUGAGAGAGAGGCGUGUUUUGAGUCGACUCAAAGCAUGA
Messenger RNA from Closterium sp. NIES-65, 15951 nucleotides. The record is from the annotation of a GenBank genome assembly. Lineage: Eukaryota; Viridiplantae; Streptophyta; Zygnematophyceae; Desmidiales; Closteriaceae.